This is a messenger RNA of Argentina anserina (silverweed cinquefoil), 1317 nucleotides long. RefSeq lists its product as uncharacterized. The transcript has 6 exons. NCBI's taxonomy places the organism in Eukaryota, Viridiplantae, Streptophyta, Magnoliopsida, Rosales, Rosaceae. Gene Ontology annotation, molecular function: alpha-(1->6)-fucosyltransferase activity. The record is from RefSeq and is a predicted model, not a curated record. Gene Ontology annotation, biological process: protein N-linked glycosylation. Bases 94 to 1176 code for a protein of 360 amino acids.
GGAAUCUUAUUUAUACUAUGAAAGUUUCUGUAGAUUUCAGGGUCUGACGAAGAAAAUUACCCCUCCACACGAAAAGUGCAACGGGACAUAUGGAUGCAUCAACACCCUUUGAACUGCAGAGAUCCUAGUGUAAAGUUUCUUGUAGCCGACUGGGAGAGAUUACCUGGAUUUGGUAUUGGAGCCCAGAUUGCUGGAAUGUGUGGACUUCUUGCUAUUGCAAUGAAGGAAAAAAGGGUCCUUGUUACCAACUACUAUAAUCGAGCUGACCAUGAUGGUUGCAAAGGUUCAGCCCGCUCCAGUUGGUCCUGCUACUUUGUCCCAGAAACCUCCCUAGAAUGUCGAAAUCAUGCAUUGGAGCUUAUGGAAAGUGAAGAUGCCAGGAGAAAUGGCAACAUCAAGGCGAAAGAAAAUUAUACUUCAAAACAAAUAUGGGCUGGACGAACACCUAGAAUAUGGGGUGAACCUUGGAGUUUAAUGCAACCAACAACAGAUAUAAACGGAACUUUGAUUGCUUAUCAUCGCAAAAUGGAUAGAAGGUGGUGGCGAGCACAGGCAGUACGAUACUUGAUGCGAUUUCAAACCAAGUACACAUGUGACUUACUCAAUGUUGCUCGCCAUGCGGCAUUUGGAAAGCAAGCUGCCAACAUGGUAGUCAGAAAUUUUGAGGGGGAAUGGUCUAAGGAUGUUACAUUGAAUGAAAGGUCUGAUAUUGAAGAGUUCGUUUGGUCUAAUCACAAGCCAUGGAUGCCUAGGCCACUACUGAGCAUGCAUGUAAGAAUGGGAGACAAAGCAUGUGAAAUGAAGGUUGUUGAAUUUGAAGAUUACAUGAGUCUUGCUGACCGCAUUAGGAAGAGAUUUCCGCAGCUUAGUAGUGUUUGGCUAUCAACUGAAAUGCAGGAAGUGAUCGAUAAAUCUAAAGGGUACCCUCAUUGGAACUUCUACUACACAAAUGUGAUACGUCAGGUUGGAAACAUGACAAUGGCUGCAUAUGAAACAAGUCUUGGUAGAGAAACCAGCACGAACUACCCGCUUGCCAAUUUCUUGAUGGCAACCGAGUCUGACUUUUUCAUUGGAGCACUGGGUUCUACUUGGUGUUUUCUCAUAGAUGGCAUGAGGAACACUGGAGGGAAAGUUAUGGCUGGAUACUUGAGUGUCAACAAGGACCGAUUCUGGUAGGAAUUUCUGAUUCAUCUAAGCUGGAAAAUAAUAGGGUCGCAUGAAUAUGUAAAUAGCGAGUUAGUGAUUAGACCAACAAUUUUGUUGUUCUGUACACAUGAAUGAAGGAUAGUAGUUUCCGUCCUGUACAUGUUAAUGAUG